This is a messenger RNA of Adineta steineri, 933 nucleotides long. NCBI's taxonomy places the organism in Eukaryota, Metazoa, Rotifera, Eurotatoria, Adinetida, Adinetidae. The record is from the annotation of a GenBank genome assembly.
AUGGCGAAUAUGCGAUUAGUUACAGUGGUUGGAGCUACUGGUGCUCAGGGUGGUGCCGUAGUACGAUCAUUAAUAGAAACGGGUAAAUAUAAGAUUCGCGGUUUAACACGUGAUCCAACCAGUGCGAAAGCACAAGCAAUAAAACGUUUAAGUGAUAAUAUUGAAAUGGUUUCCUGUGAUAUUAAUAAAAGUGAUGACGUUAAACGUGCAUUUAAAGAUUCAUGGGCAAUUUAUGCUCUUACAGAUUAUUGGGCACAACCUGAUAAACCUGAAGUCGAAAUACAACAAGGUACUUUAAUGGCUGAUAUUGCUAGUUCUCUUCAAAUUCCAUAUUACAUAUUCAGUACAGUUGAAAAUGUUAAUAAAUUAAGUGGAGAAAAAUUAGAUGUACCACAUUUUACACAAAAAGCUAAAAUAUGUGAUUAUAUCAAAGAAAAACAUCCAAAUUUAAAAGUAAUCUAUGUUGAACCAGGAUGUUAUAUUCAAAAUUGGCAAAAUAUGGCAAAACCACAAAAAUUAGAUGAUGGUACAAUUGUAUUUGCUGCUCCAUUGAAUCAAAAAGCUAAAUUACAUUUAGUUGAUAUUGAUGAUACAGGUCCUAUUGUUCGUGAGAUAUUAGAAGAUCCAGAAAAAUAUAUUAAUCAAGAUAUUUGUAUUUGUGGUGAAGAAAUUGCUUUUGAAGAUGUCGCAAAAGUUUUUACGAAAGUAACUGGUAUUCCAGCUAUAUCAAAAACAUUGAAAGAAGAAGAAUUUCGAUCAGCAUUAAGUUUUCUACCAAAAUCAGGACAAGAUGAUCUAUUUAAUAUGUAUAAAUGGUUUGAAGAAUAUGGUUAUUAUGGAAAAAAUAAAGAUUGGACAAAUGGUAAACAAUUAACACAUUUGAAUACAUUUGAACAAUGGUUACAAAAAACUGGAUGGAAAGGUGAUUCAUAA